Molecule: messenger RNA, 2640 nt
Organism: Pipistrellus nathusii (Nathusius's pipistrelle)
Lineage: Eukaryota; Metazoa; Chordata; Mammalia; Chiroptera; Vespertilionidae
Source: the annotation of a GenBank genome assembly
AUGCGCCCCUGCCUGCUCCUGCUGCUCGCGCUGUGCGGGGCGGACCCCGCGGCCGCCGCGCGCAGCUUCAGCUUGCGGGGAACUUGGAGGAUCCGCAACGGGAACGGCUCCCUGGAGCUGCCCGGGGAGGUGCCCGGCUGCGUGCACACCGCCCUGCUCCAGCGCAACCUCAUCCAGGAUCCUUACUACAGAUUUAAUGACCUUAACUACAGAUGGAUCUCCUUGGAUAACUGGACCUAUAGCAAGGAAUUUCAGAUCCCCUUUGACAUUAGCCAAUGGCAAAAAGUAAUUUUGAUUUUUAAGGGCGUGGAUACAGUUUCAGAGGUCUUUUUCAAUAAUGUUCUUAUUGGGAGAACAAACAACAUGUUCAGAAAAUACAAUUUUGAUGUGACUUAUGUGAUCCAAGCCCAAAACUACCUUGAGCUGCGUUUCCAGUCCCCGGUGCUGUACGCAGCCCAGCAGAGCGGGGCUCACAUUCGCUACCAGGUGCCCCCAGACUGCCCGCCCAGCGUACAGAAGGGGGAAUGCCAUGUCAACUUCAUUCGAAAGGAGCAGUGUUCCUUUAGCUGGGACUGGGGCCCUGCCUUCCCGACCCAGGGCAUCUGGAAGGAUGUCAGCAUCAAAGCCUAUGAUAUCUGUCACCUGAACUACUUCGCCUUCUCCCCUACAUACGACAACUAUGCCCAGCAGUGGAAACUCAAAAUAGAGUCUUCUUUUGAUGUUAUCAGCUCAAAGCCAGUCCCUGGUCAAGUGAUCAUAGAAAUACCUAAAUUGCAAACACAGUGGACAUACAACGUUAAACUUCGGCCUGGGAAAAGGAUUAUUAUGCUCUCUGUGAAAAUUAACAAGACAAUUACUGUAGAAACUUGGUGGCCUCAUGGACAUGGAAACCAGACAGGGUACAACAUGACGGUGCUUUUUAAACUGAAUGGAGGCUUAACAAUUAAAAAAUCAGCUAAGGUCUUUUUUAGGACAGUGGAACUGAUACAAGAGCCCAUAGAAGGUUCUUCUGGUCUGAGUUUCUACUUCAAAAUUAAUGGACUGCCCAUAUUUCUGAAAGGAUCAAACUGGAUCCCAGCAGAUUCGUUCCAGGACCGAGUCACCUCUGACUCGUUAUCACUCCUUUUGCAGUCUGUCGUGGAUGCUAACAUGAAUACUCUUCGGGUGUGGGGAGGAGGUAUUUAUGAACAAGAUGAAUUCUAUAAACUCUGUGAUGAACUAGGAAUAAUGGUAUGGCAGGAUUUCAUGUUUGCCUGUGCUCUUUAUCCAACGGAUGCGGACUUCAUAAAUUCAGUGAGAGCAGAAGUUGCUUACCAGAUCAGGAGACUGAAAUCUCAUCCCUCCAUCAUCAUAUGGGGUGGAAACAAUGAAAAUGAAGCGGCGCUAAUGAUGAAUUGGUAUAGCAUAGACUUCACAUACCUCCCUACUUAUAUGAAAGAUUAUGUGAAACUGUAUGUUGAAAACAUCCGAGAGCUUGUUUUGGAAGCAGACAAGACUCGUCCUUUUAUCACAUCCAGUCCUACAAAUGGGAUCAAAUCCAUUGAAGAAGGCUGGCUCUCUACUGACCCAUAUAACAAUCAUUUUGGGGAUGUACAUUUUUAUGACUAUACCAGUGAUUGCUGGGAUUGGAACAUUUUCCCAAAAGCUCGAUUUGCAUCUGAAUAUGGAUAUCAGUCCUGGCCUUCGUUCAGUACAUUAGAAAAGGUUUCAUCUGAAGUGGACUGGUCUUACAACAGCAGCUUUUCAAGUCAUCGACAGCAUCAUGAAAAUGGUAACCAUCAAAUGCUUUUUCAGGCUGGACUUCAUUUCAAACUCCCAUUCAACACAGAUCCAUUACGUGAAUUCAAAGAUACCAUUUACCUUACCCAGGUGAUGCAGGCCCAGUGUGUCAAAACACAAACCGAGUUCUACCGCCGCAGUCGCAGCGAGAUAGUGGACGGGAAAGGGCACACGAUGGGGGCGCUGUAUUGGCAGCUGAAUGACAUCUGGCAGGCUCCUUCCUGGGCCUCUCUAGAGUACGGAGGAAAGUGGAAAAUGCUUCAUUACUUCGCUCGAAAUUUCUUCGCGCCGCUGUGGCCAGUGGGUUUUGAGGAUAAAGGAGUGUUUUUCAUCUAUGGGGUGUCAGACCUUCACUCGAACAGUAUUGUGACGCUCACUGUGAGAGUGCAUAGGUGGAGUUCCCUGGAGCCUGUGUGCUCUCACAGGACCCCGGAUUUGGUGAUGAGAGCAGGGAAGGCUGUCCUCCUCUAUCAGGAGCUGGUGUCUGAAAUGCUGCAGAGAUGUGGGCAUUGCACACGGCAAAGCUGUGUGGUUUCCUUUUACCUGUCAACCAGCAGCAAACCCUUGAGCUCAACCAACUAUCACUUCCUGUCCUCACCGAAGGAGGCUGAAGGGCUCCAGAAGGCAGACAUCACUGCCACCAUCUCUCAGCACGAGGACACCUUUGUGUUUGACCUGGAAACCUCGGCAGUGGCGCCCUUCGUGUGGCUGGAUGUCGGGAGCAUCCCAGGGAGAUUCAGCGACAAUGGUUUCCUCAUGAUGGAGAAGACGCGCUCUGUGCUCUUUUACCCCUGGAGGCCCACCAGCAAGAGUGAGCUGGAGCGGUCUCUGCACGUGACUUCCUUGGCGGAUAUUUACUAA